Messenger RNA from Symbiodinium natans, 1143 nucleotides. The record is from the annotation of a GenBank genome assembly. Lineage: Eukaryota; Dinophyceae; Suessiales; Symbiodiniaceae.
AUGCUGAUCGUCGCCUGCCUCGGCCCUGCGGGGCGCGGUUUUGGGGUCAGUACAGGCAUCUGUUGUUGUGAGAGGUCCAUCGCUGGAUACGAAGGGGCUCCAGACUCAACUCAGCGGUCUGGCCGAAGCCGGGAGAGAGGGCUGCCAUGCCAACAAUGUCAAUCGAGACUUUAUCUUAAAGGAAGGGAAUCAGGGGGUCCCAUAAUCUCUGACGCCUCACGGUCGAGGCCGAGGCGAAUUUCCCUUGCAGAGCCGUUUCAGGGCUGCUGUAUCCGCCAUUGUCACAAGUGUCAAUUGUCCAGGACGAAGCAACGCCGCAAACAGCGUGAUGAAGGACAGUCUGAGGUGCUAGUGCUUUCACCUCGAGCUUAUGUGAACGCCACUUCAAUGUUCGCUCGUUCACUUGGGUACUUCUGGACGGACGUUCUGUAUAUCAUGGGUUGCCGCUUCUGCGGACAUCGGCCUCACAUGUGGCGUGAGAGGCUUGGACACCAUGCCCUGCAGACCCUCGCGAAUCUGAGCUGUCUGGUGAGAGGGCCAGGACUUGAAGCCCGGCGAUGCACACUGGCCUUUGCCUACAUGGCAGAGGCCUCGUCUGUUCCGUUGAGAUUGCUGGCUCUGGCUCGACGAGCCAACGCAGGAGAUGCCGUUCUCGGAGCCUUGAGGGUGUGCACCCUAUGGGUCUUCGGGCUGUCGCGCAUACUGAACGGCGCCUUCUGCAUGUCUCUGCUGGUUGCCUCUCGCCAUCAUGUUUCCGAAAGAAUGUUGAUGUUGCAGCUGUCGGGCGGUGCUGCGGCUUAUGCUGGUGUCACAGAGCCAGAACAAGUGAGCACUCGCCCGUUGCAUCUAGGCUUCACCAUGCAAGCACUGCAAACGCUGUCGCAGAAAGAGCAUGACAAGACGGUGGCUGAAUACGUGGCUGUGAUGAAGCAGCUGGACGAAGCACUCCAGGCGACGGAGGGCAAAGACUGGGCCGAAAAGCAUGGAGUCAAGGAUAAGAUCGAUGCUCUGUACAAGGAAGCACCACUGUCUCUGCUCAGCAAGUCUGUUGAGCCAGGCCAUCAGCUUGGACUUCGGCAGAGCUUGGACCUGGCUGCAGAAGCAGCCGCGCGUCUCAGGAAGCUGCGGUCAACGCUCUCUUGA